AUGGAUGAGUCAACAGAGGUUCGAACAGAUGGCAAUUCUCUUCUAAAGGCUGUCUAUUUGAGUCGCCUGCGUCUGACUCGGCUGCUCCUGGAGGGAGGGGCCUACAUAAACGAGAGUAAUGAACAUGGCGAGACACCGCUUAUGGUGGCCUGCAAGACACGCCAUACAGAUUCACAGAGUGUACCCAAACACAAGAUGGUUCGGUAUCUUCUGGAAAAUGGUGCUGAUCCAAACAUCCAAGACAAGACAGGGAAAACAGCUCUGAUGCAUGCAUGCCUCGAACAAGCUGGAGCUGAAAUUCUGUCACUCCUGCUGACCAGUGGAGCUGAUCCAACUCUGGAGGAUCAUUCAGGCUUAUCAGCAUUGAUUUACGCUGUCAAUUCAGGCAACAGGGAUGUCCUCAGGGUCCUCCUGGAUGCCUGUAAAGCGAAGGGUAAGGAGGUUAUCAUCAUUACCACCAACAAACUGCCAUCCGGCCAUCAGAUGACAAAGCAGUACCUCAAUGUCCCUCCACCUCCAGACCUUGAGGAACGUAUGCAUUAUACCCCAACAUCUUGUUGCAUGUCACCACAUGAGGUCCAGCUACGAACUCCUCCACAGGGCUCCUCAGCAAGUGCUUCCCCCCAGCCUGGUAGCCCCCUUCUUGGCCUCAGGGAUCCCCAGUGUUUAGGUUCAGGACCUGGUCUAGUCACAUCUCGACCAGGUUCUCCAAUCCAACAUCCUAGUCCUUUACGUGUCCCUGGUGUGGAUAAACGACUUAAUCUCCAGAGACUACACUCUGAGCAGUGGUCCAAAAGUCCUUCACUGCUCCUCCAGCAGACCCAGGCCACCUCUCUGACAGAAGAGCCAGUGCGAAUAACACCUGAGGAGGAGUUGUCUUUCAGAGUCAACAAUAGCCUCGCCUUCCACGGAAGACCUCCAGCUGUUUCACGCCACCACAGCAUUGAUGUCAAAGACACAACAGGGUUUCUGAAAGCACUAGAGUACAUUUCUGGAAAUGAAAAUAGGGGAGGAGGUGGAAGAAAAGGCUUUGGUAGAAAGAUGUCAUAUGAUAGUACUACUACUACUAGUUCACUGCAUGCUGCUUCACACCCAAACUUGCAUCAAGACAGUUUACCCUUUCCCCAUGAAUCCUGUCCUUUGGAUGAAGAUUCCUCUGACUGUCUCAGACAACUGAAUGUUUCCAGUCUGCAAAAUGUGGUCCGUCGACGGAACAUUGGUAUUGACCACUACAGUUCUGACUCUCAGUUACCACAGUUUGGCAGCCGAGACAAUAGCUCCAAGAAUGGUGGCGGAGUUGGAACGGGACCAGAAAGGCUCAAGCUGGUCAACAGCAGAUCCUCCACUCUGUCAGGAUCCAGGGAGUCCUUGGAGAGCUCUGUCCAGAGACGAGGUGCUGCUGGGCUGGAGCGAAGAGGCUCAGGGGCCCUUCUACUGGAUCACAUUGCCCACACUCGCCCUGGAUACCUCCCUCCUCUGAAUCCCCAUGCUCCUAUACCAGAUAUUGGGGUCAGCUCUAGCUCUUCCUACCCUUUGAGUGGAAGUAGCAAGACACUGAAUGGUGUUCUUACAGGGUCAAAGCCUAUCCUACCCUGUGCACCUGUUUUUCUGAGGGAUCUAAAAGCCAAGAAAAUUCUGUGGAGACGACACUCAAUGCAGAGUGAGCAGAUAAAAGAGCUGGUCAACUUCAAGGAAACUUUUGGCCACUAGAAGAAAAUAUUGCAUGUAUCAGGAGAAAAUGCAUGUGCUCUUACCAGUAACAUACAUUGCUGUACUACACCUAUCAUACCAUCACUGAAACCAGCUCAUGUGCAGUUUUAAGACAAAGUACAAUUUAGACAUUCUGAAGCUGCAUUGAUUUCAUAUCAUCAUACCAGCCACAGGGACAGUUUCAGCUCCGUGUAAUGAAACAUACCAAAAGAAUACAUAUAAAGAAUACAAAAUGUAACUUUAAUGUGAAAUAAUUACCCGAGAAAACUUUAAAAAAUACUAUAGCAUUUUUACAGAGCAGCUAGAUCGUUGGACAAAAAAGUUCUUAACACAUUCAACAUGUUGUUCCCUUCCUCAGUGGAUGGACUUGCUAGUUGUCAUAAGUUAGCUUUAAUCAUGUCACCUAUGUAUUUCGGUCAUAUUAAUAGGUUGUCAUGUAUGGGGAAGAGAUGGUAAACUUGUUUUUUUAGCCAGCAAAGACAUUCCUUGUUUUUCCUGACUCCUGGCCGAUGUUCCUGAUCCAUUUGAUGCUGUGAGCGGUUUUGGUCCGGUGUUUACAGACAGCUGAUGUCUGUUUCUUGCUGGUUGGGUUGUGAUUUUUAUCAUCCACUCUUCGUACCAGUUGGCUCUAAGAGACCCUCAGACAUGCUAUACCUCCCCCCUCUAUCCUCCUCCUCAAUCAUAAGAUGUAGUGCUUGGUGUAGGAGGGCCCUCAAUAAUCCCCUAUAUGACCGCCUGUUAUCAUCCAUACUUAGUUCACGUUCUGACAACUAAACCAUCUCCAUGACAACUGAGCAACUCAAUAUGCUGAGGAAGGGCAUGUGAUGUAGUUGAAAGAUUUGGAAGCGACAAGCAAAUGGGAUCUUGUGUUGAGAAUGUUUUUGUCAAACUGCUGCUCACGAGGUCAAGAAUGAACCUUCAAGCUCGAGUCACAUGGUUGUUCAAGUAAAAUAAAUUUUUUAGUCUAUACUUUUACAAUUUAUAGUGGCAUUAAGCAAUAUGCUGAAUAGCAGGACUUCAUUUCAUGACUCAGACCUAAUUUAACAGCAACAGUGUGAGCCAAAGAAGUUUGACACUUGCUGUGACAUUACAGAAAGCUUUGAGAAUGACCUUGGAUCAAAGAAAGUACAGUACAGAGUGAAAUACCUCUUAAGAAACAACCAUUUCUAAUCUACUAGUUUAAUAGCCAUUUCUGGACUACAAAAGUGGUCUGUGUGAAUUAUAUUUUGAGCCCCUUUUCAGUUGUGUUUAAUUAUUCUUCCUAAUUAUAGUUUUAUCAGUUAUUAAAUAUGGCUGUGUAUAUACACAUGAUCUAAAUUUUGAGUGCACUGCAUAUCAGUUAGAAAAAAAGGGCACUCAUCAACAUAAGCUGCACAGUGAGGGAAACUAUUCUUCCCUUUUAGAAAAACCUUUUAUCUAAAUUGCAAAUCAGUACAUCUGCAUCCUUGAAAAUUUAAGACAUUCUCAGAUACUCCUUUCACUAUGUACAGAGUUGCCAUUGGCAACACUUCAGUGGUACACUCAACCUUCAGUGUUCUUCGUUGUAUU
Messenger RNA from Morone saxatilis (striped sea-bass), 3258 nucleotides. It is a transcript of the gene ankrd34bb, whose product is annotated as ankyrin repeat domain 34Bb. Lineage: Eukaryota; Metazoa; Chordata; Actinopteri; Moronidae. The transcript is spliced from 2 exons. Bases 1 to 1710 code for a protein of 569 amino acids. The record is from RefSeq and is a predicted model, not a curated record. Gene Ontology annotation, molecular function: protein binding.